Messenger RNA from Oppiella nova, 732 nucleotides. NCBI's taxonomy places the organism in Eukaryota, Metazoa, Arthropoda, Arachnida, Sarcoptiformes, Oppiidae. The record is from the annotation of a GenBank genome assembly.
AUGCCAAAUUUAAAAAAUGCACCACACCUGCAAGCUUUAGUUCUACUGUUCAUUGCCAUGAUCAGUAUGCAAAGCAGUGGCGCAUUAGCAAAAACAUUAUUUGAUCAAUUUCCAGUCCUUACCAUUUCCGCUAUGCGGUUAUUGCUCGGCUCAUUGAUUUUGGCCGUGAUUUUUAAAAUUUGGCAGGUCAAUUUUAAACAGGUGAAAUGGUCAUCCAUCAUCAGUUAUGGUAUUGCCCUUGCAGGAAUGAAUGCUUUAUUUUACUUAUCAAUUCAUCGUAUUCCACUCGGCAUUGCCGUAGCGUUUGAAUUUAUUGGACCGCUCAGUGUGGCCCUGUUUCAUGCACGGCAAAAAUUCGAUUUUAUUUGGGUCGGACUUGCGAUACUUGGACUAGUUUUACUGUUUCCAUUUGAUCAGGCAAAGCAAAGCCUCGAUCCUAUUGGCAUUGCCUUUGCCUUAGCUGCUGGCGCUUGCUGGGCGCUGUAUAUUAUUGCAGGUCAACGACCUUCAGGGGUUUCUGGAAACCAUACUGUAUGCUUGGGGAUGUUUGUAGGCAUGUUGUGUUUAAUGCCAAUCGCCUUAUUUUCUGGGAUGCCUUUACAGGGCCUUUUCCAGCUGAAUCAAAACCUGAAUAUUUACUUGGAACAACUUCCCAAUUCCCAUUGGGCUCAGUGGUCCCAUUUAAAGGAUCCUCAAUCAAACUUACAGACAAUCGGGAAACUCAAGCCUUGA